This is a messenger RNA of Cuscuta campestris, 2667 nucleotides long. The record is from the annotation of a GenBank genome assembly. NCBI's taxonomy places the organism in Eukaryota, Viridiplantae, Streptophyta, Magnoliopsida, Solanales, Convolvulaceae.
GCUGAUUUUUGGAUACUAAGGAAAAAUUCUGCACUUUGAAAAGUUAUUUUUGGACUUGUAAGCUGAUUUUUUGAGUGCAAAAUGCAAAUUUUACACUUUUUACAGCUUAUAGGUGCUGAAAUAGGAAAAAAUCUGCAAUCUUUUCUUGGUGUUCAAUCUGAUUGUUGAGUUCAUCCGAUGCAUAUGUGCUGAAUUAUGAUGUUUAAUAGAUGCAUAUGAGCUGCUUUGCACGUGCAUGACAUAACUAACCUUCUCAUAUGCAGCAUUUUGUUUUGAAAAGUGCAAAAAAGCACAAGAAUUGGUUUCCAGAACCAAAUUUGAAGCUUAAAAUCUAUAUUCUUUAAAUCUGAUUUUUAUCUCUUCAAAGCUAAAAAGACUUGGUCUUAGCCAUGUUUUUGCAGAUUUUGGGUCCACCGAACACAUCAAGGAGAGGAAAGAUUUCUAGCUCACUUUGUUUUUAAAAUAUGAAUGAGCAUAAAGUCUUAAGUGUGGGGGUUUUAAGUUCACUUUGUUUCUUCUUGAUGAUGAUAAAAAGAAAUAAUAUAUUCCUUUUGGCCCUUGAACGAGGACGUUCAACUCUUAAGUGUGGGGAUAUCCUAUUUGUUUUGGAAUAAAUUGCAGUAAAAGGCCAAAUUGAAGCUCAAGUUUGAAAAGAGAAGAUUGAGUUUGGACCGGAGCCCAAACCCAUCAUCAACAACUCAAUUAAACAAAGAUAAGCCCAAGUGUCCUUCCCCCAAAUUCAAAGUCACGCAAGAAAAAAGUGCUUCCUGCGAUUGAAGCUAGUGCAAGACCAGGAGAGGAGCAGCGACCUAUUCAAAUUGGCAGUAACGCAUCUCCUUCAACGUUCGGCCAUGAAUUGCUCUCCAAAUCAAGUCAACAACGGCUCCUUGUUCUCUCUCUUCACUCAAAAUGCUCCAACGGAAAAAAAUUCCUCCCUGGAAGUAUGUUUUCAUGCUUGAAUAGAGAGUUGGGGUUCUAAGGUAUAUUUCAAAACGGGCCUUUGAAUUGCAUGACUCCGGGCCGUGUGGAGAGUUGACAAUCCUCCAUAUCGUGGUUAAGGAAAUGAAUCGACUCGGCCUUUGAUUGUUUUUCCUAUUCUUAAGUGCAACAAAUUGAAGCAAACAAGGUGGAAAUUUGAGAAAGAGCAAAACUUCUUGAAUCAGUUCGGAAGGAAAAGGAGUUCGAACGGAGAUUAUGCGAAGGAUUAAAAAUGAUGCAGAAAAUGCUGGACGACUUUCAAAGAGAGAGACUAGAAGCUGAGGCUAAAGCUGAUAAAUUAGUCAAUGAUCUCUGUAAGGCUAUUGAGUUUAAACGCUCCCUCCAACCUCAAAAAAAGGCUCUACAACCUAAGACCAACCCUGAAUCAUUCCACCAUCAGGUUCUAGUUCUAGAAGAUUCACCUAGUUCUACACCAUCAGUGAAACCCGAGAGCAUAACAACACUCGCUAGGGCUACUAUGGUGAUAUUACCUGAAUCUCUUCCUAGCCAAGUCCCAGCCAACAUAGUCGUACGUGAGGUGGAACCAACUAGACCUGACUCAGAACCACCUAUGCUUAUUCAAGAAGAAAAGGAGGAGGACGUUCUGCCUAUUGCAAUAAACGACCGUCUCCUUAAUUGUUUUGAAGACACGCCUCUAGAUGAACUUGCUCUGGAGGAAAUAGAGCCCACAACAAACCCUCAAGAUUCCAAUACCCACGAGUCUAAGGAGGAACCUAUAGAUGAGGAAGAAUUGUGCAUAGAAAGGCCAAUUCCGUCUAUAGAAACCUGCGCAAAUAAUGAUUCAUCUGAAGAUGCAGACCAUGCUUUCUUUGAUUCCCUACUUGAUGGGUAUGACUAUGUCUGCCCGAAGGAUGGUUGGAAUUUAAAGAGUUGGGAUGAACUUCUAGUGAGUGACCAUGAGGACUCUUCCAUGGGGGAAAACACGGUCGUAAUCAUUAAACCACAAAUGGACAGGCAGCCAAUUGAAGCUAAGGAAGAAAUCAAUUUUGCAAUCAAGGCUAAUGAUGUGGAUCUACUGAGGAGACUUCCGCCCGCACCCCCUAUACAAAGUCUCCUCCAUAUAUCCUGUUGCCACCAAGCCGCAGGGAUGAGUCAGGCAUCCUGUACCUUGACCGAAAAACAAAUUAAACAAGGUGGCAUCAGAAGAGAGUCAGAAGGGCCAAACUUUAUGACUCUCGGAUCAGGAAGUCGCGGAAAAAGUAGUGAGGUCCACUUGAUUGAUACUGCCUCUAGGACGAGGUUCGAUGAGUGGGGACACUCAUGGGUAUUACACGAGUUGGUGUGUCUAGCUCAGGACACGCUUACGGACUAUGGCUAUGCAGAGGAGAUGGAAAAGCUGCUUGAGGGGACUAGAUGGGAGCGCCUACUUCAGUUGAGGGCAGAGUCUAGCCUACCACUAACCAUCGAGUUCUUAUGCUCGAUAUCUGCUGUCCCGGAGAUUGAUUCACGAUAGAUGACUUAUACUUUGAUCACCGCUAAUACCAUAUUUGCCUUCACUCUUGUGGGCGAGUCAUUUCAUCUCGGGCUUUACACUCAGGAGGAGACCAAGCAGCCUGAGUUCUACGACGCUCCCUUCCGUGUUCCCGUAGACUUUGACCAUAAGGCUUUCUAGAGGGAGCAUUCAUCUGAGGAGCAAGAGUUCGUCAACAAGAAAAUUAAGGCGCGAUA